Carassius gibelio (silver crucian carp) is the source of this 1555-nucleotide messenger RNA. RefSeq names its product solute carrier family 48 member 1b (gene slc48a1b). Gene Ontology annotation, molecular function: heme binding; heme transmembrane transporter activity. NCBI's taxonomy places the organism in Eukaryota, Metazoa, Chordata, Actinopteri, Cypriniformes, Cyprinidae. The record is from RefSeq and is a predicted model, not a curated record. Bases 190 to 624 code for a protein of 144 amino acids. The transcript is spliced from 4 exons. Gene Ontology annotation, biological process: heme transport. Gene Ontology annotation, cellular component: lysosomal membrane; plasma membrane.
CGGCGAACUAGAGCAAUAAUAACACACGGCGGGUUAUGGGAGUCUAUCCUUGGGUCAUGGGGCAGUAAAUGUGUAUUGAUCGUUUGAGGCGGUCUUACUUUCCUUCAUAAAACCGCGGUGAAUGACCUUUCAUCAGCUGUUGCUGCAGCUGGAUCAGCGCUGUCUCCAGGUUUGGAUUUGACGGCAAGAAUGGCGAUCAAUAAGACGUUUAUAAGUGUUGGCUACUCGUGUGUUGGGAUGUUGGUGGGACUUUCGGCGUUUCUAGUGUGGAACAUCGCUUACAGACAGCCGUGGACAGCCGCGAUGGGUGGAUUAUCAGGAGUUUUGGCUCUAUGGGCUCUGGUCACACACUUGAUGUACCUUCAGGACUACUGGAGAACAUGGUUAAAGGGGCUGAAGUUUUUCCUGGUUAUGGGAGUCAUUUUCUCUGUGUUGUCCAUCGUAGCAUUCAUCUGUUUCCUCUGUGUCGCCGUCUCCCGCAAAGAAUCCCUCACAGAUCCCACCAGUCUGUACCUGUCAUGUGUGUGGAGCUUCAUGAGUUUAAAGUGGGCGUUCCUGCUUUCUCUCCAUUCUCAUCGAUAUCGCAAAGAAUUUGCAGACAUCUCCAUCCUCAGUGACUUUUAAAUGUACACACAAUUACAACAAUUCGUGCCCACAGACAAACAUGCAGCAGUUACCAUUUAUAAUGGAGCAGGACUACUCAAUGAGGAGAGCAAGGAAGCUUUAGUCUUUUCAGUGCAUCAGAAGAAGACAUCAGUGCACCACUUCUCUCUUCUUUCUACUACUUGUCUGUCCGGGCAGUCUAUUGUGGAUCAUGUUAGAUUUCAUCAUCAGUGAUUUUAAAUGUUUGGACUUUUUAAUAUGUUUGAUCAACAUUUCUGAGCAUUUUCUCUUUUCGGUAUGUAUGGUUUAUACUGUGCAUUUCUAAAUGAAGUAUCAAGUCUUGUCUUUCUCCUUGCUGCUGUUUUUCUGCUGUCUUACUAUGAUAAAUGGAAAAGUGACAGGUUUUUAUUAAGCUGGUGUAUGUAACUCAAAGGACGUUUUCUCCUGCUGUUGCAUAGUAUUUAGGUAACUUUCGAUUGAUUUUUAAAUAAGCACUUUAUUGUCUUUAAAAUGUGGUAUAACCAAUCACAAACCUUGUUCCUGUUGGAAUCUCGAGGCUUUACUGGCAAGGGAUAUGCUAUAUACUUGUUUAUACUUUCAUGACCCUAAAGCAUUAGAUAACAACAUCCAGCACACAUUUGAAGAAUUAUAUUUGUAGCAUUUUUUCCCCACAAGACAAACAUGGUUAGAGAUCUUAAGAUUUACCACCACCUGUUAUAUGACCGAGUGUUGGUUAGUAUAAAUCCAUUCAGAUAAUACAGCAUGCAUUUGUCUUGUUAUAUUAAGUUGAACUUUUUUAUAUUUACUCAAAAACAAUUAUACUGUCAGAAUGUGAUUAUUGCUUUUGCCUGACAUUUCCUGCACUUUUGUGAGCAUAGCCAUUGUAUUGUUAGAAAAAAAAAAUACUUUAUGUAAUUGUCAGUGAAACAUGAAUAAAAUAACCUGACACAUG